Molecule: messenger RNA, 148 nt
Organism: Racocetra fulgida
Lineage: Eukaryota; Fungi; Glomeromycota; Glomeromycetes; Diversisporales; Gigasporaceae
Source: the annotation of a GenBank genome assembly
GAUAGAAAAUACCAAAAGCACCAACAAGAUGUAUAUUAAGCAAUUUGUAAAAGGAAAUGUUGAUGCUAUAUACGAUAUUAUAAGAAAAAAGUUUUUUUUGGCCAAUGCUCCCAAUAGUGAUAUUUCUGAUCUUAUUUAUCAAGUGUAA